ACCACGAGCUCGCGAACACGUCUUCACGCGCUCUAUAUAUCAAUUACCAAUAUAUAUACAUAUAUAUAUAUACCUCGAGGCAACGAGUGCACAUAUACCCGCGACCGUGGCCCUGCUGCAGCGCAGCGAAACCGCUCUCGCGUUGUACCUAAGUAUGUAUAUCUAUAUACAUAACUAUUCACCUACAUCUUUCUCUCUCGCACUUGAAGGCGCUGCUCGCGCGACGAUCGGGUGAUAUUCGCGCCGCCGUCGCCGUCGCCGUCGCGCAGUAGCUCGGCCGCCGGCCACUCGUCGACUAGACGCGCCCGUUUACACACCUUCUCUUAUUCUCUGUGUGUGAUAUAUCUACCUAUAUACGAGAGUAUCGAAAUCGCCAAGUAAUUCCGCGCGCGGAGCUUAUAAUAUACAAAGAGACGUCAAACAUCCGAGAGAGAGAGUUUUGCAUCGCGAGAGUGCAGUUUAUAGAGGUUAUAAAAGUGCGGACGGACGGUUCUUCCGGUUGCACGGAUUGUAUAUUAGUUCGAUGCAGUGAUUCUAUAUAGGUAUAUACGCAGGACUUUGUGUAUUGUAUGCACGAGAGAGUUGAGAGAAGGAAGAGGAUAGACCUUCCAUGACGCGGCGCCGCUGAUGCCACUAUCGCGACGACGUCCCCUCGAAUAUGAUUAAUCCAGAUGAGCAGCCAGCUGAAUCCCAACUUUCAAUGAAAACACUAGAAGGAAACAAAUAUGAGGCCUCAAAGUUGUGAAAACUGCCUUAAUGAAGAGGUCAUGGCUUCAAAUGGUUAUUCCAAUGCUGCGGCUGUAUCAGCCAAGCAGUCGAAGAACAACUCACCACCCUGUGAGUCUGGGAAUUCAAUGCCAUGGUUCGGUAUGGACAUUGGUGGCACAUUAUGUAAAUUAGUAUAUUUUGAGCCGAAAUACAUAACAAAAGAUGAAGCAGAUGCAGAGGUUGAAACUUUGAAAAAUAUUCGUCAGUACUUGACGAAAAACUCGGCGUAUGGCAAAACUGGCCACAGAGAUGCGCACCUACAGAUGGACGACGUGUGCAUACGAGGCAGACGAGGCACGCUGCACUUCAUCCGGUUCCCGACGAGCGAGAUGGGCAACUUUCUGGCACUGGCAAGGUCGAAAGGUAUGGCGACCCUCGUAACGACGGUCUGUGCGACCGGCGGUGGCGCCUACAAAUUCGAGGACAACUUUAAGAAGGAGGUGAACCUCAGUCUAGCCAAAUUUGAUGAACUCGACAGUCUGAUAAGAGGCAUGCUCUACAUCGAAAUGACGAAUCCGUGCGAGUGCUAUUACUGGGCCGAUCCCACGGACGACGAUAAGUGCCAGAAAAUUCCGUACGACUUUUCCAAGCCAUAUCCGUUUUUGCUAGUUAAUAUUGGAUCUGGUGUUAGUAUACUGACUGUCCAAGGUCCGAACGAUUACAAACGAAUAAGUGGUACUAGUUUGGGUGGAGGUACGUUCUUAGGAUUAUGCUGUCUAUUAACUGGAUGCAAUACGUUCGAGGAAGCGAUCGAAUUAGCGACUAGUGGUGAUAGUACUAAGGUAGAUAAAUUGGUCAAGGAUAUUUACGGAGGAGAUUACAGUCGUUUCGGUUUGCCAGGAGAUCUUGUCGCAAGCAGUUUAACCGAUGUCUAUAGUUUUGGACAGAUGAAUUCUAAAGACAGGAGGAAUACUGUGACAAAAGAGGAUCUUGCUCGAGCUACUCUUGUCACGAUCACGAACAAUAUCGGUUCUAUAACAAGGAUGUGCGCGGUCAAUGAGAAAAUUGAAAGGGUUGUUUUUGUUGGAAACUUUUUGCGAGUCAAUCCUAUUUCAAUGAAGUUACUAGCCUCCGCAAUGGACUAUUGGUCCAAAGGAACUCUUAAAGCUCUCUUUUUGGAACACGAGGGAUAUUUUGGUGCAGUGGGAUGUUUAUUACAAUUUACUGGCGAUACCAGUUAAAGGUUAUUAUUGCGCAAUGCUCAAAUGCUGAUAGGAAUACAUAAAAAGAUUAAGAAAACUUUACAAGAAAUAAACGAAGAUGUUUAUUUAUUUCUUGUAUCAGUUUACUCAUGGACGUAUUUAUUAAUUUGUACACAUGUACAUACAAACAUAUAUCAUUCCAAUUGUAAAAGGCAAAUGGGCAAAUUCUUCGACAUUUUUCUUUUGGUUUUUAAGCUGUUUAUUUUAUUGCUCUAUUAUGAUACUAAUUUUCAAUUGAAGUAAUCCAGUUGAUUAGUAUCAUUAACAAUAUUUGUGACCAAAAAGUUGAAUUCUUGACAUAGAACGGCACAAUUUUGAAUAAUAUUUUAGAAUUUUUAAUGCUUUUAUAUGUCAAUUAGUGCGUGAAACUAACGCUGGAAACACGAAUUAAUUUUUCUAUCUGAGGUAUUCACUUUUUAAGCAAAUAAUUAUGAAUACGUUUUUAUACAAAUGUUGAAGAAAAAGUUCAGAUAGAUAUGCAGCGUGUAUUGCAUACAAUGUCUUUUCCUCUGUAUUAACUGGAAUUGCAAAAGUAAUUUUUAUAAAAAAAUAUAAAUGUAUACGGUUUUGAAUUAUUGGAUAGGAACAACCUCACGAUUGUUAAAGUUACACAACAAGGUUUUUAUUUUCUUUCAUAAUUUGCCUACUUAAAGCUAGAUGUACAGCGAAUGCUUACAUAUCACGAAUCAAGACGGAAAGCCGCUGUUACUUUGUCGAUAAUGAAAAUCGCUCAAAAAUUUCAUUAAGCGAAUGUAUCAAAUUUUAUUUUAUACACUUCUGUUAUUACUUUUCACACCUUGUUAACCUCUAUCACAAAAAUUAUUCGAAAAUAUUUGUUGACUUUGUAUAUAGCCAUAAAUGAAUUUGUAUUGAUGUACAAAUGCAACGCAUAAUAUUAUGUGAAAAUUGAUUUUAUCAAUCAAAUUGUUUAUUAGAAGGCAUAUUUAUUAUAAAAUCUAAAGAUAAUUAAUAUUAUAUUUUAUUAACGUACGAGUAUCAUAAUCGUUAUAAGAGGCAAACUACUUACAAUCACAUACCUUAUGUUUAAUUACAAUUGAAGGAAAAUACAAAUGCCGAUAAGAGUUUAUAAAUACUUCUAGUGCAACAAUAACAAUUAUUAUAUUUACAAUGGCUUUUCCUGGUUUAGAAAUUUGCACAACUUUAUCAAAGAAAUGUAUUCUCGGGCAUUGCCAACACACACAUUUAACGCAGUAACUUGUAACGCAAUAAAUUAAUCUACAUUUUUAGUUUAUUCAUGUGUGUAAUUAGGUAGUACCAUGAAAUCUCAUCCCUAUGAUUUGACUGUCGACAACAAGGAAAGAUGUUCCGACUGUUUAGCAGAAAUUCGAGGAUCAAAAGUAUGAUGUUGAAAAACAGUCCAAAUUUUAUAAUACUUAGAGUAUUCCAUGUACACUUAAGAGAUAUUAUAUGAUGAAAAUUACAAUGCACAUAAACGAAAUUUGCACGAAAGAAGUAUAUAACUAAACUAUAAAGACUACAUCACAGCCAUGUUUUUAACAUUGCAAACCAAUUAAAGCCAUGCACAGUGUUGUUAUAAUAAUCCAUCGUAACUUUCGAAGAAUAUCGUAAGGUAGAAUAAAUUUUGCAUUUAUCGAACAGAAAAAGUAAAAAAAAAUCAAAAACACCAGUUAGACAUCGAUAGACGUUGAUUUCGAAAACUAUCUGUAUAAGUAAAACGAAAGUAAAACAUUUCCUGUUACUACCUAAUCGAUAAGUUCGGCGACCAAGCAGGAAACGGGCCAAAUUUAGAAGAAGGCACUCUGUGGUUGACGUCGGUUCCACCCGCGUCUUUUUCCAUUCUGUAGCUUGAUUAUUUUACUUGUCCUAUAUGAAUAUUCCGCAUGUAUACUUAUUACCGCCUAGUGGAGCUCGGCGACCUGUUUAAGACAAUGUCGGCGGCCUUCUCCGCCAGGGCUAUGAUCACCGAGUUGGGCGUGCCCGAUAUCGGGCCUGGAAGUACACUCGCGUCGACUAUUCGCAGGCCCUCGAUGCCGUAAACCCUGCAAUAUUGUGUAAGAAAAGCGUCACUGUGUAUAAGUGACUUGGCGAGUAGUCCGCAACGACCAGACACGUUCGCAUUAAUGUUGUAAUGAUUGAAUAUAAAGUUUAUAAAUUUCGAUUGUUUAGAUUUUUUAAUAAAGUUAGUUUUUUGAAUAA
Messenger RNA from Nasonia vitripennis (jewel wasp), 4148 nucleotides. RefSeq names its product pantothenate kinase 3 (gene fbl). Lineage: Eukaryota; Metazoa; Arthropoda; Insecta; Hymenoptera; Pteromalidae. The record is from RefSeq and is a predicted model, not a curated record. Gene Ontology annotation, cellular component: nucleus; cytosol. The coding region runs from base 726 to 1949 and encodes 407 amino acids. Gene Ontology annotation, molecular function: ATP binding; pantothenate kinase activity. The transcript has 9 exons. Gene Ontology annotation, biological process: coenzyme A biosynthetic process.